AAUCCAGCCACUCAGCCCAAGCCUGGGAGAGCCACCGGUGUUGCAAAGGGGAAGGGGAAAAAAAAGGAGAGAGAGAGAGAGGAAAACAACGUGAUCCGUGUUAAACAAAAGAAUUUGCGGACUUUGAGGCGGGAGGGCGACUACCUGCCGAAAGGGAAACUUUGCUGAUAUUCGUGCAUAUGUAUAAACUUAGCCCUGCCUUUGAUGUUCUCCAACUGAUCACGGAUCAGAUUACGGCAUUUCAUCUCCCUGCUCGUCUGCCUUUGAUCUGCAUGGUUAAUUUUAUUUUCCUGGAUUUGAAGUUUCGUCUGGGCUUGUGCUGACAUACAUUUUUGGGAAGGGAGAAGCAUUUGGCACAGAAAUGCUGCCAAGGAGAAACUAAGUUGCCGAAAGGGUGAGCCCUGGAAACAGUUCAGCACGUUGCAGAAAACUCUUCAACAAUAAAGAGCCAUGGCUUUAAAAGUGCUCCUGGGACCAGAGAAAGCAUUUUGCACCAUUGUGGUUUUACUGGCCUAUUUGGUGCGUGAAGUGAUUUGUGAAACAGGAGACUGCAGACAGCAGGAGUACCGGGAUGGUUCUGGAAACUGCGUCCUCUGCAAGCAGUGCGGGCCCGGCAUGGAGUUGUCCAAGGAAUGUGGCUUUGGCUACGGGGAGGAUGCCCAGUGCGCGACGUGCCGGCCGCACAGGUUCAAGGAGGACUGGGGCUUUCAGAAAUGCAAGCCGUGCCUGGAGUGCGCGGCGGUGAACCGCUUCCAGAAGGCUAACUGCUCCGCCACCAGCGACGCCGUCUGCGGGGACUGCCUGCCAGGAUUUUAUAGGAAGACAAAACUCGUCGGUUUUCAGGACAUGGAGUGUGUACCUUGCGGAGACCCUCCUCCUCCUUAUGAGCCGCACUGUACCAGUAAGGUCAACCUCGUGAAGAUCCCAUCCACGGCCUCCAGCCCGCGGGACACAGCCCUGGCGGCCGUCAUCUGCAGCGCCCUCGCCACUGUCCUUCUGGCCCUGCUCAUCCUCUGCGUCAUCUACUGCAAGAGGCAGUUCGUGGAGAAAAAACCCAGCUGGUCUCUGAGAGCACAGGACAUUCAGUACAACGGUUCUGAACUGUCAUGUUUUGACAGACCUCAGCUCAGCGGAUCUGCUCCCAGAGCAUGUUGUCCGUGUCACCGGGACUCGGCCCAGACCUGCGGGCCGGUCCACCUGAUUCCGUCCCUGUGCUGUGACCAGGCCUGCAGCAUCGACCGGGUGACCCUCGGUUGUAGAGUUCAUUCCAAGACCGCUCUUCAGGACAGACACGCAGGUCCAGUGGGGGAGACCAUGCCCACGUUCUUCGGGUCCCUUUCAAGGUCCGUCUGUGGGGAGUUUUCAGAUGCCUGGCCUCUGAUGCAAAACCCCAUCUGUGGUGACGACCUCUCCUUUUGUGACUCUUACCCUGAACUCACCAGUGAAGACAUUCGUCCCCUCGACCCUGAAGACCAAAGCUCAUCCUCCUCGGAUUCAAACGGCAGUCGGGAUUUGGUCGGUGGGGCUGUACCCAUUCAAGGUUGUUCUGGAAACUCGACAGGAGCCCCUGAUCUCUCUGGACCGAACGCCUCCCCGACAGAACCAGCGCCCACUCAGGACGCACCAAGUGCCACAAGCCAGCUGCGUCGGGAGGGUGGCGACAUCAGCGGCCUGAGCCCUCAGACGUCCCUCCAGUAGAAGAAUAUGGAUGGGACCCAGCAGGCACUUAACUCCUCCGCUUGGGCUUAUGGGCUGAGCACAGUCUGGACCUCGCAUGGCUUCUGGGGGGAAAGAAAAUAAAUCUGUACCAAACCGAUGGCAUUUUAAGCCUUUCAACCAGUUGCUUCUGAGCCAGACCAGCUGUAAGCUGAAACGUCAAGGAAUAACAAGAAAAGACUCCAGGCAUUCAUGAUACCCUGCAUCUUUCCUAAACAAGAAGCUCGUACGCCACAAGCGUGACUUCAAAGACUGAUGGGUUGGGUUUGCAGCCUACGAGAUUAUGAGCAUAUAACAAGAAACAGAAGUGCAUUCGUGUGUAUUUUCAUGGCGAGUGUGGUUCUCACCAGACUGAAGACCCAGGGUAUAGGUUUUCAUUGACAUUUUCUUUCCAGAAAUAAUUUCACAUAGCUGAUUAUCCCCUUAAAAGUCAACGUCAGAAGAGUUUCCUUACUUUUUAUGUCAAAGGGUUCAAAACUGAACGUUUCUAUUUGACGAAGCUCACGUUUUCAUCAUCUGAUUGGCUUAGGAGGCGAGAAUCGACCCCACACUGCCUGCCUAAAUCGUGGGUUUGUUAGGUGAAGUUAACUGGCCUGACUAGGAAUGGGAGGAGAGCACGUCUCUUCUGGAAUCGACACUUGUAAACCUCAGCCACUGGUCCCGGGAACCCUGCUGGACCCCGUGACAUGAGGGGCCCAGGCUGGGAAAGUGGUGGGGGAGAAAGCCGCCCGCCACCCUGCCCUAAAAACCACUUACCACACACACCCUAGAAACCUAUAUACACUGAUGAACGCAUUUCUGUGAAAAUCAGUUGAUCAUGAAGCAUGUGUUCCUUCUGUCCCUGUGACUGGGCUUGGGAGACCCGGAAGUUGUCCUGUAUAGAAAAGUGGUAUUUAUAAAGAUAAUGGUUCUUUUUUUCCCUUCUCACCCUCCACCCCCAACGUCCUGCCUCUGACAACCACCAGUCUGUUCUCUGUACCUGUGAGUUUGGUUUUGGUUUUUGUUUGUUUGUUUUGCAUCGUAUCUUACACUAAGGGCUUUAGAAAUACACCAUACCCGGCUCCCCUGCUACUAAGAUGUACCACCAAGCAUGUAGUCUUAUGAGACUGCACUACAUAUUAGGACAAAAAGAAAAUGCACAAUCUGUAGACAGCAUGUAGGCAAACAGUUCAUAACUGCCCUCAGGUCGUCCCGCCAAGUACCACAGGGUUCCCUCCGACCAUGUACAGUUCGUGUGCACCGUGGUCUCCUCUCUUAGCCAGUGAUGCCGCAUUUAAGUGCUUCAUUCCAGCGCCCCAUGCCUUACCCACUUGGUAGGUACACACCAGAAUUAUGUCUACAGCUCAGACAGAAAUGAACCCAGUUCAGUCAUGACCAGGGGAUGGCUCAUUUGCUCUUAAUCUUUAUGCCCUGGAGAGGAAUUACUAGGGUAGGAUUUAUUUGUUUCCUACUUGAACCUACAUGAUCAGAUCUGACCUUUGUCUUUUCACUGAUUACUGUUGGCUCUGUCACACUUGGACUUAGAAAUGGAACAUCGUUGCGUGUGAGUGCGCUAACAUUCUUUGUUUCACAGUUGCCCCACCCAAAUCAGUGUCUUUUACCUAACAUUGAAACCGAACUUAAAAAACAAAACAAAACUGUCUUUCUCAGGACCUUGUUAUUUAUUAAAACCAUGCUUUCCGCUCUUUGCAAGAUAUUAGGGGAAUCUGCUGAGCCCUUGUCCUUGUGGCUGGGCCAGCGUUCUAAUGUGUGGAUUCUCGUGACCUCGGUUUCUUUAUCCAAAAGAGGAAAUUGGAGUAUUCUCAGGGUAACCCAUAGUCUCCUGUGUCUGUUUAAUACCCAGUCAUAAAUGAUUGGCUUUUCUUCUUUUCCUUUUUUUUUUUUUUUAGCAUUACCCGAUAGUUUUUCAAGUGUGAUAACUCACCAGCUCUUAUGAGAGCUGCCUUUAGGAAAGUCAUGUAAAAGGUUUAGGAUUUGACCACAAGAUGUCCGUGCAAAUGCACACUAGGGUUUCCUUGAGUGGCUUCCCUGUAACUCACAUAUGGGUGCCAUUGUUUGCAAUCCAGUCGUUUUGUUUUGACAGGGGGAUGAUCAAAGUAGGUCAGGGCUGUGCUCCUUCUGGUGACCUGAAUAUAGUUUCCACAUGUAGAAACCCUCCUCAACUUCAAAGAGAGAUAGUUGCUGGAGAGAAGCCUGGAUCGAUGGGAACGGGACUGUGGCCCCCACACCCUGACACAUCACUUGAUCAGUAGAGAAAUGCUUAGGGUUGAAAGACAAUUUCAUGUGAUGCUGCAUUUGAAAAAAAAAUCCAGGGUUAUUUUAUCAGGAUGAAGACCGCUUAUCACCAUGGACUACGGAAACACACGAUAAUGUAUACUUUGGGUAAAACACUUGAGAGGAAAAUCCCAUCUGUGUUUCCCACAGGCGGAAUACCCCUGCAGCACCCACACGGACUGUACCUUCUGGGGUGCGGGUGCUGGGACAUCUUUACUGGGUAUUAAGAAAGCUGGGAGAGAGAUUGGUAUGACUUCUAACAUCGCAGAAACCCACCAACAAGAAUGAGAUGAGGAUUUGGGGACUGACCAUGUAAAGGCAUGGGUUUUCUCAUUUUGUGUAUAUGGAAUAUACUUUUCCAGUAUAGAUUUUUCUACUCUAGAUAAAGUGGUCCUGUUGUUGUUACCUAGUUGAGCUCUAUUGCCUGUGCUAGUAAAAAAAAAAAAAAAAAAAGAAAAAGAAAAAAGAAAAAAAGAAACGAAAAAGGAAAACAGCCCCUCAUUGCUUGAAGGUUGCCAGCUUGAAUCAGUUUAGAUUUCAUCAUUACUGUUUUGCAUACUGGAAUUUAUAGAUUUGUAAAUUUUCAUUUUCUGACAUGAAUAGUUUUGUAAUGGCCUUUUUUAUAUGUGAAUAAAAUUGUUAUCUGGUGUUCA
Hyaena hyaena (striped hyena) is the source of this 4643-nucleotide messenger RNA. It is a transcript of the gene TNFRSF19, whose product is annotated as TNF receptor superfamily member 19. Gene Ontology annotation, molecular function: protein binding; signaling receptor activity. Lineage: Eukaryota; Metazoa; Chordata; Mammalia; Carnivora; Hyaenidae. Gene Ontology annotation, biological process: positive regulation of JNK cascade; positive regulation of canonical NF-kappaB signal transduction. The coding region runs from base 451 to 1698 and encodes 415 amino acids. The record is from RefSeq and is a predicted model, not a curated record. The transcript has 10 exons. Gene Ontology annotation, cellular component: plasma membrane.